AUGCCGAACCCCAUCUUGGAGGGCGUCUCGUUUGUGGACACACCUGGGGUGCUGUCAGGAGAGAAGCAGCGUUUGAAGCGCGGCUACGACUUCGAGGAGGUCGUUACGUGGUUCGCGGAUCACGCCGCGAUGAUUAUCUUGUUCUUUGAUGCUCACAAGCUCGACGUGUCGGACGAGCUCAAGCGCUGUGUUGCCGUCCUCGCCAGCAACAGCGCCAAGGUGCAUGUGAUCUUGAACAAGGCGGACCGGGUGACCACGCAGCAGCUGCUGCGCGUCAACGGGGCACUGAUGUGGUCGUUGGGCAAGGUGAUGGACACCCCCGAAGUCACCCGUGUAUACGUAGGGUCGUUCUGGGACGAGUCCCUGCAGAAUGACGAGAUGGCCUCUCUGUUUGAGCGCGAGCAGGACGACCUGUACAGGCACAUAGAGCAGUUGCCUCGAAGCUCUUCGGUGCAGAAGAUCAACGACCUCAGCAAGAGAGCCCGCCUGGCGAAGGCGCCCCGGGCUCGAUUAUCUGCGGAGCCAGAUGCCGACGAUGUGGGGCCACGCAGAGAAGCAGUCCGAGCUGAUCGAUAA
Molecule: messenger RNA, 576 nt
Organism: Prorocentrum cordatum
Lineage: Eukaryota; Dinophyceae; Prorocentrales; Prorocentraceae
Source: the annotation of a GenBank genome assembly